CCGGGUUCUAAUGUUUACAACUGGCAGCAGCGUUGGGAUCACAGAGCUGUGUUCCUGGCUCAUGAAAAUCAUAUCUAUGUUCCAACAACAUGUUCUGGAAGUGCUAGGAUUUACAGAGUGUGACGGCUGCAGGGCUCCAUCAUCAGAAUCUGCUGCUGAGAUUCCAAGAAUCGAUAAACUAUGAAGAAAAGCAGACGGCCAUCGCAGAGCAGCGGGACGCAGACGAGCGUCACUGAGGAGAAGAAGCCGUCUGGAAACAGAGGCCGACCUAAGAAGACCGUCCCUGUUACCACUGACAACCUUUACCAUGACGACGCAGCAAAAGACAACAUGGCUGACUUAGACUGCAGUGUGAACGCAGCUGUCGACACACAGAAACCUCCAGAGGGCAAGACCAGAGCCGCAGGUCGCCUGUCCACCGCCCUCUGCCGGCUCUGCCACGGGAAGUUCUCUCUGCGCAGCCUGCGGCACGCCUUCAACAGGAGGCCCCGGGGGGCCGCGGAUAUUACUGACGAUGAGCCGACGUCCCCCCUCUUAUUCCACACAGACUUCCAGCGACUGGUGGGGGUCCAGUUGGAUCGCGACCCCCGAUUAUCAGAGUUCAUUUGCAAGAAAUGCCACUCCAAGUUCUACAAGUGCCACAGCAUCCUGGUCCGGUUCCUGCAGAGAGUCAACCUCCCACCGGUCGGGAAAGAGAACCUGAAGAGCUGGAAGAAGUGUCCAGAAGCCUCAGUAAACCAUGUCCCGAUAACUCCUCACUCCUUCACCUCAGACCCUCAGUGCCUCCACAGCCUCGUGUCCUGGGCCCACCAUCACGGGGGGGCCUGCCGCUCCUGUCCCGACCUGAAGGAGGUGCUGGAGGGCCGGGGCUGGGGCUCUUUUCAGGCCGCCUGGGGGUGUGUUGAUGGUCACAGAUACAUCAUGGACACUCAGUGCACCCCAGCUGCACAACCAUUCUCUAUGAACUCAUGCAGUGGGAGGGACAAUGGAGAGGGAGGGGUGUCUUGGGAGGAGGAACAGGAGGAGGAAGAGGAGGGGCGCAGCGGGAAUGUGAGGACAGCAUUGGGGAGUGUGAGCACUUUAGCUCAGCACAGUCCGGCUGCAGUCCUCUCUCAGAGCCCGGCGGACUGGACCGGCAACCCUGAAGACUUCACAGGUCAUGACGAGGCGUUGUCCCCUGCUGUGGCCCCGCUGGAGGACAGGGCCCCCGACAGUGAUCUGUCUGACAGAAGGGUGAUCUCCGAGGAUGACUUUGAAGAGAGUAGGAGAGGGCGGUUAUCUGACGAUGAGUUUGAACCAGACAAAAGGGUGAGCGUCCCCAACAAGAGAAGAAGGAGCCCGAAGGCCCAGGAGGAGCCCAAAGUUAGAAAAAAACCUGGACCCAAACCCGGCUGGAAGAACAAGUUGAAACCUAAAGCAGAGGAGCUGCCUAACAUCUACAAGUGUCCGUAUCAGGGCUGCACCGCCGUCUACAGAGCUCCUGAUGGUUUGAAGAAGCACAUCAAGGAGCAUCACGAGGAGAUGAAGGAGCGGCCCUGCCCUCACCCCGGCUGCAACAAGGUGUUCAUGAUCGACCGCUACCUGCAGCGCCACGUCAAGCUCAUCCACACCGAGGAGAGGAACUACAUCUGUGACCAGUGCGGCCAGACCUUCAAACAGAGGAAACACCUCUCAGUUCACCAGAUGAGACACUCCGGGGCCAAGCCACUGCAAUGUGAGGUGUGUGGUUUCCAGUGUCGCCAGCGAGCAUCGCUUAAAUACCACAUGACCAAACACAAGGCGGAGGCGGACCUGGACUUUGCGUGCCUGAUGUGCGGGAAGCGCUUCGAGAAGGCCCACAACCUGAACGUCCACAUGUCCAUGGUGCACCCGCUGAUCCAGGCCAAGGUCCAGAGAGGGGGCAGCGAGCAGCCGCCCUACUCUGAGCUGCACGCACUGGCUCUGAGCGGGGAGGGGGGGCAGCAGGAGCAGGACAGAUGACAGCAGGCGUGCCGCACCGGGACAUAACCCCUCCCCACUGAUGUUUAUCUCUCUUCUCUUCCAAUAUACAAAUGAUCAUCUAGGUUAAGAGCCAAGCUGUUGUCUGAAACAUUAAGUUUCAUUUUAGAAGAUAUAGGAUAUUUACUAUAUUAUGGAAAGCUUUAGAGUGUGUAAUUAUCCUUUUCAUUCCAAACUUAAGCUGUUAUUCCAUUGUCAGCUGUCUUCCGACCACAUGUUUAGGAUUUGUAGCUUUCUUUGGGGAAUAAGCAGGCACUCCUGGUGCCUGUUACAGUUCUGAUGACUGGAAUAUAUGCAUCUGUACACACAGUUUAUCUGAUAGCAGAAACACAAAGUCGCAUAUACACGACUGUUUGACCGACAGUCAAAUAACUGUUUUAUUUUGUCACUGUUUUAAAUUAAGUUAUUACAAUGCUUGAAUCUGUAUUGAAAACAGUAAAAGGGCUUCAGGUGUUCAUGUGUAUAAUACGUCCUUUGUGCAUUUAUUAUGUAUACAAACAUUAAUAAAAAUGGUGAUUUUUUUUUUACA
Molecule: messenger RNA, 2527 nt
Organism: Trematomus bernacchii (emerald rockcod)
Lineage: Eukaryota; Metazoa; Chordata; Actinopteri; Perciformes; Nototheniidae
Gene: znf276
Product: zinc finger protein 276
Exons: 12
Coding region: 181-1980 (599 amino acids)
Biological process (GO): regulation of DNA-templated transcription
Cellular component (GO): nucleus
Molecular function (GO): zinc ion binding; DNA-binding transcription factor activity, RNA polymerase II-specific; RNA polymerase II cis-regulatory region sequence-specific DNA binding
Source: RefSeq, a predicted model, not a curated record